This is a messenger RNA of Penicillium lagena, 471 nucleotides long. RefSeq lists its product as uncharacterized. Gene Ontology annotation, biological process: proteasome assembly. NCBI's taxonomy places the organism in Eukaryota, Fungi, Ascomycota, Eurotiomycetes, Eurotiales, Aspergillaceae. The transcript is spliced from 2 exons. The record is from RefSeq and is a predicted model, not a curated record. Bases 1 to 471 code for a protein of 156 amino acids.
AUGGCCGAGGCAUUCGACACCAACCUGCUGCAAGAGUCUCUCCAGCUCCCUUUCCCUGUAUCCACCAAGCAGGUGGCGGGGAUUGUCAAUGGGAUCCAGACCGAUGUUAUGGUCAUGGGCUUCAGCGAUAAGAUCUUGAUUACCAUUUCGCAAGAAGGCCGGUUGGCGCACUGGCUGCAUGUGCCCCUUGAGAAUCGAAACCCAGGGACUGAUGGCAUGCACACCAUAUCCGAGGUUGACGGUGACGGUCUUUUGCCUCUGAGUAAUUUGACGGCAACUUCAUUAUUGGGUGGCCAUGCUCCCGGACAUGAUACCGUUGGCCAACUGUAUGCUCGCCAAAUUGCAAGUGCCAUUGCCACCAAAACACCAGAUGAAAAACGCUUGCUUGUUCUUGGCCUCGGACUUGUCACAGCGGAUGCAGACCGAGAUGUCUUCUUUGCCAUUAUCGACCUAGUUUUGCAGUGUAUCUGA